CUUUCCCGGGCGACGGAAAGCCCGGAGCGCAAACCCACAGAGCCUGGGCUUUUAUCGCCCCGACCGUGGUAACUGCAGACCAGCGGGUCUCCGGCGGGGGUCUCGGGCCGGGGUCCCCACGGGCACCCGGGACACCGCUGCACCCCCGGGUCCAGGCUGGAGCGGCCGCGGCCGCGCCCCCCGAAAACCGUGUCUAGCAAAGGAUGCCGCAGACGUACCCGACCGCGACGGAGAGGUCCCCCCGCCGGGGUGCGGAGGGCGGGCGGGGCGCGCCGGGCCGGGGACCCCGACCCUGCGGGAUUCCCCGCUCCGCGCCGCCUGGGCCGGGCCUCAGCUCCGGGGCACCGGCCAGGCCUGCCCUGCGCUGACGCCCUCGGCUGCCGCGACUCCCUGGGCGGCACUCAGGCGGCGCCGCCUCCUCCGCCCCGGGCUGCCGCGCACCUCAGAGCCGCAGCGGCGCUGGCAGCCGAGGCGCAGCCCAGGCCGCCUCCGCCCAUCGCCCGGGCCGCAGCCGCCGCUCUCAUGACAACCGAGCCCGGUCUGGGGGCGGAGGGUGGCCCUGCGCGUGCGCGGACGCCGCGACCCGUCUCCGACCCCGGCCGCGCCUGCGCACAAGGGGACGGCUGGCCUCCGCUUCCCGGGACCUUUUGGGUAAUGUAGUUUCUGGCAGACGCGACCCGACUCUGACCCUGGCUGCGCCUGCGCAGAGGGCGACGUCUGGCCUCCGCUUCCCCGCCUCUUCUGGGUAAUGUAGUUUUCUGUGGUCCGGCUUUUGUCCCCUCCGGUGAGCCAGCCCCAGGCCCGGGACCCCGCGCGCAGACCCCGGCGUCCCCGAGAGGGCAGGGCAAGCAGGUGCAGCGCCGGCGAGGACCAGACGCUGCGAGGAUGUUUGCAGCGUGUCAGAAACCCAAGACCUUCAAGCUGCGGACCCUGCACAGCCAGAAGAAGUUUGGGGUGGCGGGCAGGAGCUACCAGGAGGUGCUGCGGAAGGGAUGCGACAAGUUCCAGCUCCCCGUUUCCAGCUGCCGGCUGUGCCUGUAUGAGGACGGCGCCGAGCUGACAACGGACUCUUUCCCUUAUGUCCCGGAUGACUCUGAGCUCCUGCUUCUCACCGUGGGCCAGGCCUGGCAGGGCUAUAAAGCUGCUGCAGACCGAUGUGUGUGGGUUUGCAGGGACCCAAGUCCUCAUUUCUCUGGCGUGUUCCAGAAGCCCCACGUGGGCGUCAUCCGGGCCGCGCGGCAGCUACUGCGUGACGAGCAGUCCCCGCUGAGGCAGCGGCUCCUGGCGGACCUCCUGCACACCGUCAGUGAGAACAUCGCUGCCGAGACCAGGGCCGAGGACCAGCCGUGGUUUGAAGGCCUGGAGUCCCGAUUCAGGAAUAAGUCCAGCUAUUUGAGGUACAGCUGUGAGAGCCGCAUCCGGAGUUACCUGAGAGAGGUGAGCACCUACGCCUCCGAGGUGGGCGCGGGGGCCCAGGAGGAGUACGCCAGGAUCGUGGGCUGCAUGGGCCAGAAGCUGAGGUCAGUGCAGUUCAAUGGCAGCUACUUUGACCGGGGCGCCAAGGCCAGUGGCCGGCUCUGCACGCUGGAGGGCUGGUUCUCCUGCCAGGGCCCUUUUGACGUGGACAACUGUGGGUCCAAGCACUCCAUCAACCCCUACAGCAACAGGGAGAGCCGCAUCCUCUUCAGCACGUGGAACCUGGACCACAUAAUCGAAAAGAAACGCACCGUAGUUCCGACUCUGGCUGAAGCGAUCCGGGAACAAGAUGGACGAGAAAUAGACUGGGAGUAUUUUUACGGCCUGCUUUUUACCUCAGAGAAUCUGAAGUUGGUGCAUAUCGCCUGCCACAAGAAAACCUCCCACAACCUCAGCUGUGACCCAGACAGAAUCUACAAACCCGGGCCCAGGCCCGGGAGGACGCGGCCUAAGCGGCCCGCUCGGCACCGCAAGUGACCGCGCCGCCCCGCCCAGGCCCUCCUGCGGGCUGACAGCGGCCGUGACUUUUGCAGGCGCCCUUUGUUGUUUUUUUAUUCACUCCGGGAAUAAACACUGGCCUUUAGCUCUCUUCUACAGAUGUUUGGUUUUGGUACCUUGGUGUCUGCUGAGCCUUUUGACGGUCCAGAUUGCAGAGCACAGCCUUUGGCGUGUCCCCGAGCGUCUGGGAGCGCCCGGGAGCCCUGGCUGGUUGCGUAAGGAACUGUUCUUUGAACUCAGCAUUUUUUCUUUUUGUUUUGCUCCACGAUUGUACCGAUAUUUUGUCUGCUUAUAGCCUCCAUGCUAACAGGUAUCCUGCCCGAACUUCAUCACUCUUGCCGAGGGACAAGGCGUUUCUUUGCUCCUCGGCUUUCUGCUGGGUCUCCAAUCCCAGGACACACAGAGUGCUCUGACCCCUGGGCGCUCCUUAAAUGCUCAGGAGUUCUGACUCUUUGGGGCAAAGUGUGUGUGCUCCAUAAAGCACAUGCAGGGCAUUCGCUGCAGAAUUGUUUUAAUGGCACAAAAACGGGAAACCCUCCCAAUGCCCAGUUGGGGAAAAGGUGGGGAUGGUGUUAGGUUGAACCAUGUAAAAUUGCUGUUGUCAAAAAUGGUCAGAGAAUGUUAAUUUCAUCUGAGUGAACCUAAUACAGCUACAUAAUGCCAAACUUGCUGACAGACUAAGCAUUUAUGAGAUAAACUGAAUCGGGAAGCUGCUAAACACAGAAGGCAAGGGGCUCGGCUGCCUGCAGUGUGAGCCUGGUAAUGCGCUGUGUUAUGUGCCAUAUGUGUAUUUUAGUGCGUGCAUAGAGACGUUCUAGAAGGACAUGGACCGGCUGUGAACAGCAGUUAUCCCAGGUAGCCUAUGGGGGGCUGGAUUACCAAGGACUUACUUUCUAAGUCAUAUUCUUUAUAAUAUUUGAAUUUUUUGAAAUAAGCAUUUCAUAACAUUUAAAAAUUAACUUUUUUGGUUUUUAAAAAUUAACAUUUGAAAGUCAUGCAUUUUUUAUUUCAAUUUUUACAUUUAUUUUAUAAUCAGAAAAACAAUAAAGAUUCUUUAAAAAUAGACAUGUCAAAAAAGUUUGUACUCAUUGAGGAAAUGAUGAACGUAAGGAUAAAACAUAUGGGAGCGAUGACUUUUUGAAAAUGGACCCAAAUUGUUCUAUUCUCUAAAUUGAAAUAAAGAAAUACCUCACAAUGA
Molecule: messenger RNA, 3172 nt
Organism: Choloepus didactylus (southern two-toed sloth)
Lineage: Eukaryota; Metazoa; Chordata; Mammalia; Pilosa; Megalonychidae
Gene: DFFB
Product: DNA fragmentation factor subunit beta
Exons: 8
Coding region: 886-1953 (355 amino acids)
Biological process (GO): apoptotic process; apoptotic DNA fragmentation
Cellular component (GO): nucleus; cytoplasm
Molecular function (GO): DNA endonuclease activity
Source: RefSeq, a predicted model, not a curated record